This is a messenger RNA of Culex pipiens pallens (northern house mosquito), 1949 nucleotides long. RefSeq lists its product as uncharacterized. Bases 429 to 1334 code for a protein of 301 amino acids. The transcript has 2 exons. The record is from RefSeq and is a predicted model, not a curated record. NCBI's taxonomy places the organism in Eukaryota, Metazoa, Arthropoda, Insecta, Diptera, Culicidae.
CCCAACCAUCCUUCAAGCUACAUCCAAAAAACCAAACCAUCUGGCCUCCCUGCCCACACGGCCAUCUGCGCUCCACACACAAGAUCGCUCAACCGUUCCACCAACCACAGGCCGAUCGACCAACCAUCCGAACAGGUUCUCCAAGCGCGAAUUUCCACAACGCUUCAUUCCGCGCCACAACGUCGAAAGGUUCAGAUCGCGCAAAGCAGGUCGUCGCUGCAACAGGUCGUCGCGUUGCCCAUUGAGUGCGGUGUGAUUAAUGUUCUUGGUUGACUGGGGACGGAACGGUGAGGGGGGUUGAGGUUCAGUGAUCAUUGUGUGGAAACUAGCGAAAAAAACGGUAAAUCACAACUCGGCAAGUGGCGGAUGAUGAAAGUGUGAUACAGUUUUCUGUUUUAUUUUGUGCGGUGGUGAAAGUUUCUUCGGACAUGGCUGGACAAAAGUUUUUCAGCGGGUUGACCGACGCCAUGAUCAACCGGGCGUCGGCGGAACGCCCGGAUCGUCAAAAGUCCAACUUUUUCUGGCCGGACGAGUACCUGCAGGAACCGCAGGACGCGUUCCGGACUAGCAGUGGCAGCGGUGCCAGCAGUAGGAGACCGUCGACGACCUCCUCGUCCGCGACCGCUACGCCAAAGGAGUGCCCGAGUCCGCUCGGGGGCAGCACCGAAGUUCUGAAGCAACGACACCGCGGUAACGCCCGGUCAAACAUCGAGUUCUACGACGACUGCGACUCGUCGUUUUCGGCGCUGGCACGGGAAAAACAGCGCACCAAGCUGGGCAUCGAGAAGUUCCUCCGCGAGCAGGACGACGACGUCAGUGAAGUGGCCAAGGCCCGGCGCCAGAACACCCUAAAGUCAAACUUUCAGUUCUACGACGUCGAGGAAGCGCCGCGAACCCCAAGCCGACAGCAAAACACGAACGGACAUCACCACCCGGUGGCGACCACCCCCGAUUACCCGGAAGACCCCAGAUUCAGUCCCGUAAACGGCGCCCCCCACCAAUCGUUCCGCCGUCAGCAGUCCUCACCGGCAGCCUCCGAGUACCACUACUCGGCCCGCUACACCGGCAGUUACGACGACUACGAGGACUUUGAUCGGUUCAGCUGCCGGUCCAACGACUACGGAUUCAGUCCGCCCGGAACGCCGCACUCCGGUGGGGAGAUUCCCGAGCACAAGCGCAACUCCCAGCGCCAUCUGCGGUCGAGCUUUGCCUUUUCCAACGGGGCGACGAUCGCCGAGGACGACUGCUCGAGCAACGGAAGCGGCCGGAAGCCGGUCAGCGUGCGGGAAGCGGCUGCGACGCAGCGCGUGGGCGUCGGACUGCCGGAUUUCUAGAAGGUGGGGUGGAAUUAGCUACUAGAAAGAUCCACUGAGAUGUAAAUUAACGAGAACGCGAGAACGAGGUACACACACAAAACAACACACGGAGGGAGACUAACAUUCUUGGUGCGAUGAGAGAGAGAGCGAGAGCUAUUACAAAACCCCAGACUUGGAGCUUAGAUCUGCAUAAAAAUACGUCGCCAACGUGGAUUACUCACAUGGGGGCGACCAGAAACAGUGGGUGGAGUUGUGAAGGCUGUAUAUUCAAACUCCAAACAACCACAACAGAACCCGGCAGCGCAGACGGAAAUAUCUUCAAAAGUGGACAAUCUCAAGCGAGUUUGGCUAAAUUUGGGAAAUUUGAUUGCUCGAGUUUGGCGCGGUUGUUUACGAGGAACAAACAGACGGAUAUUUUUGUUGUUGUUGAGAUUUUGUGUUUAUUUGGAGCGAAGACGAUUUGCCUGGUGCGACCAAAAUUGGUAUUGACUUUAGUGCUUAAGAACUUGAGAAAGGUGACGAACAAUAUUAACCCUAGUCGCGAGAAGUCACCGAAGAAGAAAACUACUAAAAAAGGCAUAGAAAUACCUGUAAAACUUUGAAAUAAAGCUACUUUUUUCUAGAAAAAAGAAA